Schistocerca gregaria is the source of this 1645-nucleotide messenger RNA. Its product is annotated as limbic system-associated membrane protein-like. Gene Ontology annotation, molecular function: cell-cell adhesion mediator activity. Gene Ontology annotation, cellular component: axon; plasma membrane. Gene Ontology annotation, biological process: dendrite self-avoidance; axon guidance; homophilic cell-cell adhesion. Bases 11 to 1465 code for a protein of 484 amino acids. The record is from RefSeq and is a predicted model, not a curated record. The transcript is spliced from 11 exons. NCBI's taxonomy places the organism in Eukaryota, Metazoa, Arthropoda, Insecta, Orthoptera, Acrididae.
GGCCGCAGACAUGGACGCGGGCGCUGCAGCCGCCGACACCGCCGCGGGCCGCCCGGCGCCGCCGCAGCCGCCGCUGCUGCUGCGACUGCUGCUGGCCGCGCUGCUCCUCUCUGGGGCGGCGCCGCAGGAGGAGCAGCAGCUGGUGUUCCGCAGCGUACCCACCACCGUCAAGACCUCCGAGAACGACACCGUGCUGCUGCCCUGCUACGUCCACAACCUCGGGGAGUCGACGGUGCGCUGGUGGUGGUCGGGGCGGCUGGUGGCGGACUCCGGGAACCCGUCGCUGGAGUCUCCGCCGCGCAUGCGCAUGUGGCCCAACCACACGCUGCAGGUGGAGCGGCUGGCGGCGAACGACACGGGCGAGUACACGUGCGAGGUGGUGCGGCCGCACCCCUGGGGGCCCGUGCGCCAGCACCACGCCAUAGAGGUCCUCUAUCCGCCGUCAGUGACACCGAUCCCUGAAGACGGCGCCCUGGAAGUUCGCCUGGGGGACAACGUGAGGAUGGAGUGCCAGGCAGAAGGCGUGCCGCAACCCAUCGUCACAUGGACCUACAACGGGUUGCCACUGGAACUGAUUGACCAUCGCUCUCGGCUGCAAUUCAAGGCGACCUCACAGGAGCUGUCCGGUGUCUAUCAGUGCACAGCCAGCAAUGGUGUGGGUGACCCAGCCAGUGCUGACAUCCACCUCACCAUUCUCUACCCACCGAAUGUCUCUGCUGAGCAGCCUUGGGUCCAUGCCGCUCCUGGAGUCCGUGCUGAGUUGGCUUGCCUGGUGUCUGCAGACCCAGAAGCUAGGGUGAUAUGGCUGAAGGAUGGAAAGCAGGUUACCUCAUACGGUCGAUAUCACAGCUCUGUACAAGGUCCUCGAUACAGCUUAAUCAUUCGAAAGGUGGAAGUUGAUGACUUGGGCUUUUAUAAGUGCAGAGCAAGUAAUCAGCUUGGAUCCAAGGAAGAUACUGUACAAUUAUCAGGUGUAGCGAAACCUGCAGUAUUUAAGAAAGACAGAAACAUAGGUAUCGCAAACAACUAUACACUCAUCUGGGAAGUAGACAGUUAUUCACCCAUAAUUGAAUAUCAUCUGCUCUUCCGAAGGUAUGAGCCAAAAUCCAAGGGACAACAAUGGACAAAGCUUGUGAUUCCUGCUGACAGAGGAGGACCUUUACACAGCAAAUCCUACACACUGACUGGACUGCAGUUGGGUACAGUUUAUGAGGCAAUGCUGCUCUCUCGUAACCAGUUUGGAUGGAGCAGUCCCUCUGAACUGCUCAGGUUUGGAACAGAAGGUGCAUCAGACUCUUAUGAAGAAGAAGAUUCUGUUGCUGAACCAGAUGAUUCUGAAGAGCCUACUUUGCAUGUUGCUGUUCCAUCACUAAUGCCAGAAUAUAGUGAAAAUAACUCUGGACAGUUGACAGAAGCAGCAGUUUUAAUGGUUCUUUAUGGAUACAGCUUUCUUUGGCUCUUGUGACAAAGCAUAUUUUUCAAUCAAACACAGCACAACAUUAAAAGACUGAAUGUCUAGGAGCCUACACUGGUCAAAAGUACAAAAGACAUCUAAGAUAUUUGUAAUUUUAUCACCUAAAAAUUUAUUUUUAUUCUCUUUGUGUAAAUAAAGACUGUUUUAGAAUAAAAUAUCUUAUUUCACAAA